AUGAAGCAAAUGCCGUCAAACCUAAAAUUAGUAAUGGAUGAAGCGGUAAAAAUUAUUAAUUUUAUCAAAUCACGACCACUACAGUCCCGAUUGUUCUCAUUAUUGUGUGAAGAUUAUGGUAGCAAACAUAAAACACUGCUGCUCCAUACAGAAGUACGAUGGCUGUCUCGGGGUAAAACUUUAACAAGGCUAUUUGAACUUAAAGUUGAGUUACAAAUGUUUCUUUCAGAUACUUCUUUUAAUUUGAAAGACCGUUUGUAUGAUAAAACUUGGAUGUUCCGACUGUCUUUCAUGGCGGAUAUCUUUCUUAUUUGCGUUAGUAAGAGAGAAAUAGAAAGCUUUACGUUACUCAGUGAGUUUGUUAGCGUUAACGACUCAGAAAUGUUUCAAGAUGAUGUAUUUGAAGAAUUGGUCCAAUAUCUCACUUCGAUGCGCGAAUCUUUUGAGAAGUAUUUUCCCGAAUUGAAACUGAAUUCAUGGCAAAAGCCCGAAAGUAUGUCAAAUGAGAUAUAUGAAUCUCUUUUAGAAAUGUCAUCAGACAAAAGUAUGGAGUCAUUGUUCAAAACGACAUCUCUCAACGAUUAUUGGUGCAGAAUCCGUGAUGAAUACCCAAUGCUUGCCAAAAUAGCUCUGAAUAUUCUUCUUCCAUUUCCAACAACAUAUUUGUGCGAAACAGGAUUCUCAACCUAUGCAGCCACUAAAACAAAAUACCGGAAUAGACUGGACGCCGAACCUGAUAUGAGUUCUGUGUCUUCUAUCAAACCUGAUAUCAACCAAUUAAUGAAAAAUAAACAACAGUUCCAUACCUCCCAUUAG
Molecule: messenger RNA, 816 nt
Organism: Diorhabda carinulata
Lineage: Eukaryota; Metazoa; Arthropoda; Insecta; Coleoptera; Chrysomelidae
Product: zinc finger BED domain-containing protein 5-like
Exons: 1
Coding region: 1-816 (271 amino acids)
Source: RefSeq, a predicted model, not a curated record